Messenger RNA from Boeremia exigua, 628 nucleotides. RefSeq lists its product as uncharacterized. The coding region runs from base 58 to 381 and encodes 107 amino acids. The record is from RefSeq and is a predicted model, not a curated record. Lineage: Eukaryota; Fungi; Ascomycota; Dothideomycetes; Pleosporales; Didymellaceae. The transcript has a single exon.
AAUAAUGUGCAGAUUCAAAAUGGACCAUCCUUAGCUAUAGAUGGUCGUGUUCCUGUUAUGUGCUACCAACUUUCGUUGUCUGCAAUAACGACCGGCACCUUCCUGUUGUAUACGGACGCCAGCCUCCACUUCUCAGACGACAGACCGUGGAUCCUUGCAGGCUGUGUUUGCUUACUUUUCGCCAGGGUCCUCCAUGCUCCAUUCACAUCGACUUUAGUGAGCGUACCCAAAAUUUGGAUACUGUUCAGAGAAGACAUAAACCGCGACAAACAAGCACUAUAUCUUUAUGAGCAUUUUAAAAAAGACCUUCCUGAUGGCCUCAUUUGCUACAGCUGUGCUGUCUUCCACAAACGCACACCCACAGAAAUGCUAACUUAUUGACUUAUCCAGUCUUUGCAAUACAUCGAAAGUCUCCAGGUCGACGCUACAUCUCUUUCAACAUCGCACAACCUCUUCUAUUGUGCUGAUUCUGGGAUACCCGCUGCCUUGGCUCCAGAUACAUCAGACGGCGCGGGUGCUGCGUCAAGGGCCAUAGCAUGGCUACGCUGUCCUGAAUCACGUCAAAGAAGAGUGCAACCCAGGGGGCAAGAGAUUUAUCUGGCAGACAGACUCAAAGGCACUUCUUGUC